ACUAGAAAGGAGCAAGCUCGCAACGCGCCCGCAAUAACGCCCUCCACACGCAGCCCCAGGGGACGACAGUCAUCGUAGCGGCAGCCCUGGGCGCCCAGCGCACGCAGGGACGAGAUGGUCCACCGUUGAGCCCCCCCCAACAACCACAACUAGGCAAGGGCAGCCAUGGCCGACGAGGGCCUCGCCACGAAGCUCGCGACCGCAGAACGGGUGGAAGUCCAGGGCGACCGACGGGGUAACAUCGUCCCGGGCAAGAAGCGCGCCGUCACUCUUGGGGAGCUCAUCGACGACAUCCGGAACGAGUCGGACCUGGAAUGUAACAUGCCAUCACGACUGAGGCAGAUGGCCGACGACCAGUUAGCGAUAUAUAUCAAUUUCCUGGAAAAAAGAAUUCUAGAUAAGAAAUUGACAAAUCAAAUGCGCGCGGGCAUCAAGGAGAUCCUCGACGAAGCCCAGGUCUACAGAAGGGAAAGAAAACUGAAAGAGAAGGACUACGCGCACCUCGAGCAGACCUACUACGCGCGCAUUGCUGCUGAAGAGAGAGCUGCCGAGAAGGAGGCCAUCGCCAAACAAGAAGUUGUGGACAAAGUGCGAACACAUCUGGAAAAAACACAGCGGCACGAGGUGGAGGAGCGGGAGGCCUGGAAGAAGCGGUGCUAUAAAAGGACCAUGCCGCGACGACUUCGUAGAAGUGUCAAACGUCGUAAUAGAUUGUGGCGGUACUGUGUGGGGAUCGCCGUGGUGGGCUCCUUUGGCAUCGUAGCUAAUGUAUUGUCGAACGCUGCCUUAACGGCGGCGCCGUUUUUUCACCUGGCCGUGUUCUUCUACGUGUGCGCUUUGUUCCUUUGGUUGUAUGCGCUCUUCUAUGUCGGACCGCGUUCCGUAAGGCCGUGGGAGGCGUCACCGGGUUUUAUGUCUCCGGCGAAGAUCGACAACGAAGUCCGCGUGCGCGCCGACGACCGCAUCACGAAGUGGUCGAACUAUCAACGGCAAUUGGAAACCGAGGCGCGCAUAAAGGAGCAGGACGAGCGCUACGCGAAGCGGCAGGCUCGCCGCGCCGAGCGCGCGCGCCAAAACGACGUGGCCCAGGGCGACCGGGCGGUUCGUGCCGUGAUUCAAUUGCAGAAGGACGAGGGCGAGCGGCCCGGCACGGCCGAGACGCGGCCGUCGACGGCCGAGACCUACACGACGACCGACGCGUCUGAUACGGACCUCGAGGCGUCGCGGCCCUCGACCGCCGCGUCAUCGUCACGUCCGUCGUCGCGGCCGUCGUCGCGGCCGUCGACGGCCGUGGAGUCGUCUCGACCGCCGACGGCGGGCGAGUCGUCGCGUCCUUCGACGGCCGUCGCAUCCGAAACAGCGGCGCCGUCGCGGCCCUUGACCGCGGCCGACCCGCCCCCCGAAUCUCCGGCUCGGGCGUCCGCGGAGGACCUCGAGGCCGGUAAGGAGCCCGCAGCUGAGCCCGCGGGGGAGAAGAAGGUUUCGACGCUGUUCGGAGCCGUCACGUUCAAAUCCUAAGUUACUGUGUUAG
Pelagomonas calceolata is the source of this 1531-nucleotide messenger RNA. Lineage: Eukaryota; Pelagophyceae; Pelagomonadales; Pelagomonadaceae. The record is from the annotation of a GenBank genome assembly.